Molecule: messenger RNA, 798 nt
Organism: Microthlaspi erraticum
Lineage: Eukaryota; Viridiplantae; Streptophyta; Magnoliopsida; Brassicales; Brassicaceae
Source: the annotation of a GenBank genome assembly
AUGAAAGACGAAGAAAUUGCGACGAGGCUUUCCUCUCUCGAAGACCUCUACUUCCCACGCGCCGUCCAAUCAACCGCUGGAUCUUCCGGCCAACGUAAAGCCAUCCUCCUCGACCUCCUCCGUCGUGAUCCCGCUGUUUUUCUUGAGCGUUACGGAUCGCAGCUGAGUCUAGAUGAGUUGCUUGUGUUUGAUGCUUUGAAACUUGACUACGAGGUUGAUUGGCACUUGAAAGAUCUUCGAAAGAAGUUAGAUCCGGAUUCAAGGCGUGUAGCUGUGAGGAAUAGGAGACUGGCUUACUUGAACAAGCUUGUAUCGGAAGGACAGUAUUUCUCAGAGGAUGCUAUGAGAGAUAGAGAGCCGUAUCUACACCACGAGUACGUGGGGAAGUAUCAGGAUUUGGUGGGUAGGAAUAUGGCUAGACCUGGAGAACGUUGGUCGGAGACGUUGAUGAGACGUGGAGAGGAAGCUACUUUGGUUGCUCGGAUUAGAGAGGAGCAGCAGAGGUUAGGUGUUGCGGAGAGUGAAUGGGUUGGUGAUGAGAAGGUGGAGGAAUCAGAAGAAGAAGAGGAAGAAGAAGAAGAAGAGGAGGAGGAAGAUGAUGAAGCAACAGGCUUGCCGGCAGAGGAGAUGCAAGAAAUGAUGGAUGAGUUUACAUCAAUCAUGAAGCAAAAGUUCUUGUCGGGGGAAGAUGAGCAGCAUUUGGAUUACUCAAAGAUAGACAAUGACGAGUCUCUUGAUGAUCAUUGGCUUCCAGAGAUGGGCGUUGAAGCUCAAGAAAAGUACUUCGAUGAAGACUAA